AUGGUGGAUAAGACCUCCUACACAGGCGCUGUGCCUGAUCUGGCGGUUCGUCAGAUUUUUGACAGGCAGAAGCUUUUAGAGAACCUGUGCUUGCUCAUGGCUGACUCCUCCCUGCUCUCGAUCGAGAGGAUCGCGAUGCUGGGGGACACCAUCUCCCAGGCCAAGACUACGCUCAAGGCCAUUGUCAAUGAUGAUACAAAGUUUGGAGCGGACAACGCCGCUCGCGAGCUGUCUCUCACUUUGCUGGCGGCCGUCUGGAAAGCAUCAGCAGCCUUUCAAGACCAUACGGCCGCUCGGCGAGCUAAAAUGGAAGAAGACCCGAGCAAGAUCCCGGAAAUCCGAGGUGAAGACCACGCUGAAUUCCGGGAGACGUUCGUCUCUGCUCACCCAGACGUCAUCCUCACCUAUAUGCGGGAGCCCCGUCGCACGUUCGUGGAGCGGAUCUACCGCGACUACAUGGUGCACGGCUCCGUCAGCUAUUAUGAGGUGGCCGAGAUGCGCACGCGCAGCGAUCGCCUGACCUCCGAGGAUCUGCUCAAGGUGGUCCAGCACGACAACAAGGCUGCGAUCGCGGCGGAGUCCGACGUCUUGGACCGCUUGCGUGCGUUCUUUGUGGCCCUCGAGUACCUGAACAUUUGCGACUUCACCUUUGCCGCGGGCCCCCUGCGGUACCUCUCGGAGCUCGAAGAGUGGAGGCAUGAGAACAGGGGCCUCUCACUUCUGCUCUCCGUCGACAACCUGAUCAGAAAGAAAGUGGUCAAGCUCAACAGUGACAAGCGCAAGCUCUUCCCCACGUUCUCGGACGCGCUGCUCGAGGUCCUCAAGAAUCACAAGCAGCUCUGGAACGACGCACGCUCGUCCGCGGAGGUGGAAAAGUUCCAGCAAGCUCGGGCCAGUGCUCCGCAAACACCGGCCAAGC
Symbiodinium pilosum is the source of this 919-nucleotide messenger RNA. Lineage: Eukaryota; Dinophyceae; Suessiales; Symbiodiniaceae. The record is from the annotation of a GenBank genome assembly.